Molecule: messenger RNA, 731 nt
Organism: Archocentrus centrarchus (flier cichlid)
Lineage: Eukaryota; Metazoa; Chordata; Actinopteri; Cichliformes; Cichlidae
Product: C-C motif chemokine 3-like
Exons: 4
Coding region: 225-503 (92 amino acids)
Biological process (GO): immune response
Cellular component (GO): extracellular region
Molecular function (GO): chemokine activity
Source: RefSeq, a predicted model, not a curated record
GGUUACCCUCUGUGUGUAUUUAAAGGCGUCUCCUCUCAGUCUUUCCUGUGUUGUUUCCUUUACUCCUCAGUAAUCUCUGUUUGUGUGCUCACUGCCUGUUUCUUGGAUUUACUUUGCAUUUUUCCACUUUUUGGACUUUGAACUUUGGACUUGUUACAUUUUGUGGACUUUGUUCCUUGCUAAUAAAGCAGCAACAGAAGGACGUCAUCACAUUCACAGCCAGCAUGAAGACCACAGUGGGACUGCUGCUUCUGAUGCUCCCAGUUUAUUACUGCACUAACAACAAUCAAGGAGUGAAUGUAUCAUCUCCUGGAGAAUGCUGUUUCAAAUUCUUUACUGGAAGGAUACCUGCAAAGAAUGUUGUCUCUGUCACCAAGACUCACAGCGGCUGUCUUGAAAAAGCAUUUGUGAUCCGUACAGCUGCAGGGAGGAGAGUCUGUGUGAGCCAGAAUGUCACCUGGGCUCAAAAGGCUUUUAAGCAGCAGCAGAUCAAUGCUGAAUGAUGAUCUUCAGAGUUCAUCAUCAACCAAUAAAGCUCUGUUAUGUUAAUCUGUGCUAAAAUCAUUUUAUUAUGACUGUAUUUUCUAAGAUGCUUUGCAAAGCAUAAAUAAACCCACACUCUUGUUUUGCUUUAGAUCUCCUCAGAAAUGUUUCAGUAAAAUAUUCUGCUCUGAAUAACAAUCUGGUGAUUUUUAAUGAAAAACUUUCUACAUCUCAUCUCUCACAUAAAG